AUGGUACAGUGGAACCAUCAAAACUUCAUUAACUUCAUCAUAUCACAGCAAAAUUUCAUCAACUUCAUCAUCUCACAGCAAAACUUCAACUUCAUCAUAUCACAGCAAAACUUCAUCAACUUCAUCAUCUCACAGCAAAACUUCAUCAACUUCAUCAUUUCACAGCAAAACUUCAUCAACUUCAUCAUCUCACAGCAAAACUUCAUCAACUUCAUCAUCUCACAGCAAAACUUCAUCAACUUCAUCAUCUCACAGCAAAACUUCAUCAACUUCAUCAUCUCACACGAAAACUUCAUCAACUUCAUCUCACAGCAAAACUUCAUCACCAUCAUCUCACAGCAAAACUUCAGCUUCAUCAUCUCACAGCAAAACUUCACCAGCUUCAUCAUCUCACAGCAAAACUUCAUCAAAUUCAUCAUCUCACCGCAAAACUUCAUCAACUUCAUCAUCUCACAACAAAACUUCAUCAACUUCAUCAUCUCACAGCAAAAUUUCAUCAACUUCAUCAUCUCACAGCAAAACUUCAUCAACUUCAUCAUCUCACACGAAAACUUCAUCAACUUCAUCUCAAAGCAAAACUUCACCAGCUUCAUCAUCUCACAGCAAAACUUCAUCAACUUCAUCAUCUCACAGCAAAAUUUCAUCAACUUCAUCAUCUCACAGCAAAACUUCAUCAACUUCAUCAUCUCACAGCAAAACUUCAUCAACUUCAUCAUCUCACAGCAAAACUUCAUCAACUUCAUCAUUUCACAGCAAAACUUCAUCAACUUCAUCAUUUCACAGCAAAACUUCAUCAAUUUCAUCAUCUCACAGCAAAACUUCAUCAACUUCAUCAUCUCACAGCAAAACUUCAUCAACUUCAUCAUUUCACAGCAAAACUUCAUCAACUUCAUCAUUUCACAGCAAAACUUAAUCAAUUUCAUCAUCUCACAGCAAAACUUCAUCAACUUCAUCAUCUCACAGCAAAACUUCAUCAACUUCAUCAUUUCACAGCAAAACUUCAUCAACUUCAUCAUCUCACAGCAAAACUUCAUCAACUUCAUCAUCUCACAGCAAAACUUCAUCAAUUCACAGGAAAAGAACCACACAGAACCACACAGAACCACACAGAACCUCACAGAACCUCACAGAACCACACAGAAUCUCACAGAACCACACAGAACUACACAGAAUCUCACAGAACCACAGAGAACCUCACAAAACCUCACAGAACCUCACAGAACCUCACAGAACCACAGAGAAUUACACAGAACCACACAGAACCUCACAGAACCUCACAGAACUUUACAGAACCUCACAGAACCUCACAGAACCACACAGAACCACACAGAACCUCACAGAACUUUACAGAACCUCACAGAACCACACAUAACCUCACAGAACCUCACAGAACUUCACAGAACCACACAGAACCACACAGAAUCUCACAAAACCACACAUAACCUCACAAAACUACACAGAACCACACAGAACCUCACAGAACCACACAGAACCACACAUAACCUCACAGAACCACACAGAACCACACAGAACCUCACAGAACCACACAGAACCUCACAGGACCUCACAGAACCACAGAGAACCACAGAGAACCGCAUAGAACCGGCAAGACAAGGAGAUAUCAGCGGGUAA
This is a messenger RNA of Portunus trituberculatus (swimming crab), 1632 nucleotides long. Its product is annotated as leucine-rich repeat and coiled-coil domain-containing protein PF07_0014-like. Bases 1 to 1632 code for a protein of 543 amino acids. The record is from RefSeq and is a predicted model, not a curated record. The transcript is spliced from 3 exons. NCBI's taxonomy places the organism in Eukaryota, Metazoa, Arthropoda, Malacostraca, Decapoda, Portunidae.